AUGUUGAUGUGGUCGGUGAUAGCCUCCAAUCUGCCAGGGAGAACCGACAACGACGUAAAGAACUACUGGAAUACGAGGCUGAAGAAGAAGCUGUUGGCAGCAGGAAUCAUUAGUUCUGAUUCCGCCAAGGUGGCUGAUAUCAACAUGACUAACUGCAACUUGAGAAGAGGCAUCAUCACCAAUAACUACGAGAAUCAUUCGGCUAGUUUGAUCACAAAUCCAUCAACAUCGUUGCCUCAUCAUCUUCUUCAUUCGAGUUCUUAUCACCAGGAAACGAGCUUCUUCAGCCCCAGUCCUUCCCUUCCAAGCCUCACAGAAGUUUCGGAUAAUACUAGCAAUAUCCCCAUUGCAAAUAUGGACUUCCACGUUUCAUCUUCUCAAGAACUUUCGAGUUCAUCCGGUUCUCCUGCCUUGGCGACAAUAAUGGACUCAUACGACGACUUAUCAAUUGACAAACUACUGGACUUGGACUUUGGGACCGUGUACGAAAUCUUGAGCCGCAGCUUUAGCUUCAAGCAAGAGACGAGCAGCCAUUUACUUGGUCCAUACACAAUUAAUUAG
Molecule: messenger RNA, 561 nt
Organism: Punica granatum (pomegranate)
Lineage: Eukaryota; Viridiplantae; Streptophyta; Magnoliopsida; Myrtales; Lythraceae
Source: RefSeq, a predicted model, not a curated record